AUGAGAGAAUUGGAGAGUACCUUGAAACAGGUACAGGAGCGACUUAAGGAGGCAGAAGAAAGACCUACGGAGGAGCAGACGCUGGAACAGGAGGAGAACCAAGGAGAAGACGCUUCGAAUAAAGUUCAUGAAGAGGAGGCGAAAUUCACGGACAAUAGAGGAUAUUCUCAGGAGGAAAACGGAGAAUUAGAUCAAGAGAAUGAUGACAGUAAAGAGGAAAAUAAUGAACUGGUCACGAAAAAGGAUCUCGAAAAGAACGGGACAAAAACUCCGGGUCAAGAGGGCAGCAGCAGGUGGUCCGUCGUCCAGUCCAUGACCCUUCAAACGCAUUGCGAGAAGCUGCACAGCAUCAUGUUACCUGUAGCAUUUCAGGAGCUCCUACUGAAAGACGAAAAUGGCCUCGCCUUCGUCAAGUACAAGAACAAAGUCCUCCUCAACUUCAUGCAUCACGAUAAGAACCACGUACGUGCCGUGCUCAGCAGAUGUCUCAAAUCUACAGCGGAGGAAGUUCUAGUCGAUCUCCAAAAAUUGGUUUUGAGGAUCACAAAGGAAUAG
This is a messenger RNA of Macrobrachium nipponense, 555 nucleotides long. RefSeq lists its product as uncharacterized. The transcript has a single exon. The record is from RefSeq and is a predicted model, not a curated record. Lineage: Eukaryota; Metazoa; Arthropoda; Malacostraca; Decapoda; Palaemonidae. Bases 1 to 555 code for a protein of 184 amino acids.